AUGGUGGUGCAGCGCCGACCCAUGGACGUGGAGGCCGAGGUGCCCACGGCCGUCUACGCGCUGGACCUGCAGCGUGUGAGCCAGCUGCUGCGCAUCCCCGAGACGGAGCUGCUCUCGGGCUUCCAGGCGGACCCGUCGCGCUCCGAGAUCCAGGGCGUCAUCGUGGAUGCCGGCGAGAACGUCCCGUUCGAGACCGCGCCGAGCUCUCGGCCUCCGCGCCCCAUCAUGCUGCCCCCGCUGCCCCCAGGCCGCCCCACGGCCGCGCGCUCGCCCGCGCCAUUGGCGCUCACCCCCACGUCGCGCCGCCCGGCCGUGCGCCAAGUGCUGCUCACCGCCGCCGUGCGCCCGAGCAGUCUGGACGAGAACCAGCGCCCCAAGUGCCUCAUCCAACUGGGCCAGCAGACAAUCAUCAGCCACAUCCUCACGCAGCUCUACGCCGCUGGUGUGGAGCGCGUCGUGGUGUCCGUGGCUGCCGCGGGAGGGCAAAUCAUGGCGGCAGUCAAGCAGACACCUUUUUACACCAAGAUGCAGAUCGAGUUCCUGGACCUGGGGCGCGACAACGACGACGGACACGCCCGGUCCAUUCUCGCGGCCAGGCGCAUGUUCACCGGCCCGGAGCCGUUCCUGAUCCACACGGCCGACCACAUCUUCGACAAGUCGGUGGUCUCCAAGCUGUCAGCCUAUCAGCUGGGGGACGCCGUCGCCUGUGUGCUGGUGGAGACGGACAUCGCCGAGCUGACGGGUCUACCGCCGACGACAGUCAAGGUCAAGAUCAACGAGGACCACCAGCACGUGACGCACAUUGGACGUGACUUGGAGGACUACGACGGCAUUGACGCUGGUCUGUUCCUCAGCUCACCGGCCAUUUUCGACGCGUUGGACGCGCUGGCGGGGCAGAAGAGCUACUUCUCGCUGGCCGAGGCGCUCGACAGCUUCACGGCCAAGUUUUCCCGGGAGAAGAGCACUGCAGCUACCACUUCGAGCCGGUUGACGUACCUGCCGACGGCUGGAGAGACGUGGUUCAGCAUUGAAACAGAGGAGCAGCUGGCGUACACUCAAGACACGGAUGGCACGGCUGUGUUGUCGCCCUGGACGGUCUUCCUGGCCUCGACGCCUGUCGGGGACCCCUCGCUUACGAAGAAUGUGGUUAUUGGAGUGUCGGCGCCCGACCCGGACCUGUCACUUCGCGUUGCAGGCAACACGGACGGCUCCAAGCUGUUCAAGGGUUUUGUCGUGGGCGUAGGCAAUGCGGACUAUUCGGAGGAUGAAGCUGAAGUGGCCGAUGUUGAUGGGGAGGGGCUCACCCCGAGCGGUGCUUAUGACUCGGAAUCCCGGCCGCUGCUGUCGUUCAGUGCGCGCUCGAAAGGACUGUGGUCGAACCGCUCCGCGAGGUCUCCGUUCUCGGCGCGGUCGUUCAUGGACAGCAAGGGCUCCGCGUUUGAAAAUGACGAGCUGUCGCCGUUUGUGUUGUCGUUCCCCAUGGAUGACGAGACUUCCAAGACCGUCGAGGAUGUUAACUCCAAGCAUCACGCGUACCUGAUUGAGAUGACUCCGGGCGAUCCGUCAGGCGUUUUACCUCCGGGAUCAGGCAUGUCGGAGUACUUGCUGGCUGUGCCAGGCAAGCAUGAACAGGAUUUUGAAGAGGACGAGAUGUCUAUCGCGGGAAGCUUGGUUACUCCGCGGGCUACGCUGACUCCACUGCACAAGGCAACGAUUCUGCCGUCCGACAUUCAGCAGAUCUCGUUGAACACGCGUGGUUACGACGAAAACCUUGAGGUGACUGUCGUGGUGAAGCGCAAGGCCCCGAUCAUCGGUUACAUGUUGCUGCUUUCGUCUCUGUUUACGAUUUCCUCCGUGGGUGUCGCUCUGGAUGAGGUUGACGAUGUCGUCACACCCGUGAUUCGUAUCUUCUGGCGAAACAUGGCUACAUCGAUGGCCACCUUCCCCAUGGCGAUGUGGAUUCUUUUCCGAGGCGAACGUGAUCCGCAUGCGCCCAAGUUGAGGGAUCUGCUUCCUUCCAUUGUCGCCGCAGGUAUUGCGUACGCGUUCUUCCUUGGUUCGUUCGUUGCGGCGCUGUCGUUGACUUCGGUUGGUCACGCCACGCUGUUUAACAACGCUCACUCGACAUUGAUCGUGUUCUGGAAACUCGCUCAGCGACAACCCGUGGCCCCGUUCGAGGCCUUGGGUGCUGCUAUCGGCGUUGUCGGCGGUGGUAUCACCAGUAUGGACUCUACCCAGGCAGAUCCGAGCAUUGUAUCGCCGACUGCUGCAGGCGACCUCGUAGCACUCUCUGGUGCUGCAGGUGGAGCGAUUUACUUCACGCUGGCUAAAAAGGUGCGCCCGCACAUGCACCUGCUCGUGUUCCUGUGUGGCCUCACGGCUACAUCAGCAACCACGUUGCUCGUCUACAUGCUGGUUUCGGGUGAGCAGUUGAGUCUCUCCACGGAUCCGUACAACGGCGUGUUCGGGUGGUUGACUCCGUCGAUUCACCGCCUGCUUGUGGUCUUGUACCUCGUCUUCAUCUGCGAUGGCAUCGGCACAAUGGGCUACAUUGGCGUGAUGAAAUACUUCGAUCCCAUCGUCGUGUCAGUGGUUUGUCUGAUGGAGCCGAUUGUGGCCACGGCGCAAGGCAUUGUCAUGGGCGUGGACGCGAUGCCCGGACCUUUAACCUUUGUGGGAGCCUCUCUCGUUAUUGGUGGCACGUUCCUCGUGCUCCACUCGCAAAGUCGCAAAACUGAAAAAGUCGACGCUACUGAAGCCGUGCUGGCGUCGAAUGCCACUCCUCGGGCUGUGUACAGUACGCGCUCGCGUAAGAGGACGCCGCGCUACGGCAGCACACCCCAUUAA
Messenger RNA from Phytophthora sojae, 2847 nucleotides. RefSeq lists its product as hypothetical. Bases 1 to 2847 code for a protein of 948 amino acids. Lineage: Eukaryota; Oomycota; Peronosporomycetes; Peronosporales; Peronosporaceae. The transcript is spliced from 2 exons. Gene Ontology annotation, cellular component: membrane. The record is from RefSeq and is a predicted model, not a curated record.